Molecule: messenger RNA, 420 nt
Organism: Aspergillus nidulans FGSC A4
Lineage: Eukaryota; Fungi; Ascomycota; Eurotiomycetes; Eurotiales; Aspergillaceae
Exons: 5
Coding region: 1-420 (139 amino acids)
Source: RefSeq, a predicted model, not a curated record
AUGAUGCGCUUUGACCGACCCAUUGUUCAGCACCGAUAUUACGGCAAGCAAUCUCAGUGGCAAAUGGGAGAAACGCUACAACAUCAAUUCAUUGUCGUGGGCGAUCCGCACGAGUUUGACCCUGAGAAGUGGACGUGCAAUCCGAAGGAGUUGCCUAAAAGGCACCCAGAAACGAACAUCAGCGUACUUCUUGUCGGGGCCGCCCUAGAACGGUUCCGUCCCAGCAACUCCAGAAGGCUUAUCCAUCAACACGCCGCCAGCCUGGAGUCUGGAGCGUACAUCGCACAGCUGCGACAGGUGCAUGCUCACUGUUCAAUAUCUGCAUACAGUGAUUUGCUCAACCUCCAGUGGUUAUUGCUCAUGUGUCGAAUCAGAUGCGAGCUCGUGACCUUAGAAGGGAGUUUCGCUGAACACUGCUAG